Acanthopagrus latus (yellowfin seabream) is the source of this 5401-nucleotide messenger RNA. It is a transcript of the gene wnt7ba, whose product is annotated as wingless-type MMTV integration site family, member 7Ba. Bases 436 to 1500 code for a protein of 354 amino acids. Lineage: Eukaryota; Metazoa; Chordata; Actinopteri; Spariformes; Sparidae. The record is from RefSeq and is a predicted model, not a curated record. Gene Ontology annotation, biological process: multicellular organism development; canonical Wnt signaling pathway; neuron differentiation. The transcript has 4 exons. Gene Ontology annotation, molecular function: frizzled binding; cytokine activity. Gene Ontology annotation, cellular component: extracellular region.
ACAACAGUCUCACUUUUGGAGACGUGAGCGGCACGUUAUCAUACAUCCGGAUACCCCAUCAGCCCCCACCCUCCCUCUCUUUCUCUCCCUCUCUCUCUCUCUCUCUUCCCAACCCAGUCCUCUAUCAGUCCAGGUGGCAGAGCGCACUUCGGCCGUGGGAUGCAGCCUCUCAUCUCCGACACAUGGACAGCGGAGCUUGGAGCUGCCGCAGCGCGCCACGGCUCCACUAGCUGAAGACACCCAGGCGCGGAAAGGAGAGAGGAAGAGACGACCCUCCUGAGUUUGUUUGUUUUUUGUUUUGUUUUUUUUUUUAAUCUCCCUGGGACUUCAGAUAAAAGGAUAUACUCGGUCACCCUGUUUUUCUUUUUUUCUUCUUCUGCUUCUAAUCUUUUCCAACCGCAUGAGAGCAGAGCCAGUUGGGUUCAAUGCGCAACCAUGCUCAUCAUCUCGUCUCGCAGUGCGCUGCUGUCCGUCUACUACCCGCAGAUCUUCCUCAUCCUCACCAGCGGUAGCUACCUGGCGCUGUCCUCGGUGGUCGCCCUAGGCGCGAACAUCAUCUGCAACAAGAUCCCGGGACUGGCCCCCCGUCAGAGAGCCCUCUGCCAGAGUCGCCCCGACGCCAUCAUCGUCAUCGGCGAGGGCGCCCAGCUGGGCAUCAAUGAGUGCCAGUACCAGUUCCGCUACGGCCGGUGGAACUGCUCGGCCCUGGGCGAGAGGACUGUCUUUGGACAAGAGCUGAGAGUAGGCAGCAGGGAGGCAGCUUUCACUUAUGCGAUCACCGCAGCGGGAGUUGCCCACGCAGUGACCACAGCCUGUAGCCAAGGCAACCUCAGCCAGUGCGGCUGUGACCGCGAGAAGCAGGGCUACCACGACUACCAGGAGGAGGGCUGGAAGUGGGGGGGCUGCUCGGCCGACGUGAAGUACGGGGUGGAGUUCUCGCGGCGCUUUGUCGACGCCCGGGAGAUCAAGAAAAAUGCCCGCCGGCUGAUGAACCUGCACAACAACGAGGCAGGGCGAAAGAUCCUAGAGGAGAGGAUGAAGCUGGAGUGUAAGUGUCACGGCGUAUCCGGCUCCUGCACCACCAAGACCUGCUGGAUCACCCUCCCCAAGUUCAGAGAGAUUGGCUACCUGCUGAAGGAGCGCUACAUCGACGCAGUUCAAGUCGAGCCGGUCCGGGCCUCGCGGCUCCGCCAACCCUCCUUCCUGAGGCUCAAAGAAGCGCGUGGCUACCAGAAGCCCACAGACACAGACUUGGUCUACUUGGAGCGUUCGCCCAACUACUGCGAAGAGGACACAGUCACAGGAAGUACGGGAACACGGGGCCGGCUGUGCAACGGCACCUCCACCCACACAGACAGUUGUAAUGUGAUGUGCUGUGGCCGGGGCUACAACACGCACCACUACACGCGCAUCUGGCAGUGCAACUGCAAGUUCCACUGGUGCUGUUUUGUCAAGUGCAACACCUGCAGCGAGAAAUCAGAGGUUUACACCUGCAAGUAGGGAUGGAUGAAGCGGGAGAGUGGCUGGGGAAGAUGGACAGUGACUGAAGACAAGAGGGGUUAUGAUAAAGUGGAAUUUGAAGUGAAGGACUUGGAAGUAUUUAUUGAACAAUUUGCACAUUUUUACAUCCUAUUUUGGAAUUCAUUUAAGAAAGAAAAAACAGACUCGAGGAUUGGGAGAGGAUCGGAAUAAAAGAGACACAAGUGAUUAAAAAAAAUAAUAAUUCUACCACGCUGGUACAAAACUGUGACAAAACGCAGCAUGUUGCAUUGAAGGGAUGUGAUUUUCUGUUUUUCUUGCCUCCAGCAAGGCAAUGUUUGGAAGACAACAUCUUGUAAAGAUGUCGCUUACAGAUGUCUCACGCAAGAGGAACAAAAACAGCAAAGACUAUUGUUGGAUCUUGAGAAGACUUUUGUUACACGGCAACUGGAAAAGCUAUGAUAGCAAGAACGCUUCAGACUGCAAUGCAGGAGGACAGGGUUGGAUGACGGCAGUGAAAUACUUUUAACUGUACACUCACACUGUAUUCUGUUCGAACACUGAAAUUAAACAAAAUUAUUUAUGUAUUUCAAACCUUAAGUCUUAUAGGACAGUUUUAACAUUUUUCCUCUUUUAUCAUCUUCAGUUGCUACUGAUACAUUUCAAGCUGGAGUCACAUUUACAGCCACUAAACAGCAAAAAUCCUCUGCUAUUUCAUUUUGUAUCCAUUAUCAUUUGUCGGUGCCAUAUUUUGGCUAUAGUUAUUUUUCCUUGCACUCACAUAUUCACAUUUUUCUCUUUUUCAUGGGAUAUCAGUAAUUUGAGGGUUGUGCUGUCGAGUGCUGUGCUGACAUCUCUCUCAUGGACAUGGCCCCCCCCACCAUCCACCGAGCUCAGAGCCUUUGUUACGCCAAGAGUCAAACAGGCAGAAAAUACCCCCAAACUAUUUUAAGCGCCCAACCUGUCAGUUCGAAACGGCACUUUCCAUCCCGACCAUGUUCACUGUUUUGUUUACGGAGGGCUCUCGACUUCUGAGAAAAGCAUGUAAGCCUCAUUGGAACUCCAUAGAGGUGCAAUCAGGUUCAGAUACAUCCAACAUUCCCAUGAACAGCAGAGACGUGGAAUUCCACAUGGUGGCCUCUGCUUACACAAGGCCUUCCAGCGCGGUUAAGGCCUGCCUGGGUGGAUGGCAUGUGCCCUAACCACACAGAAGGGGGUAUGAGAGGAUCAAAGGCCUCAAAAAGCUAUUUUUGGACAGCACCCUUAAUGUAUUCAGAAAUGUUUAUUUAGGCUUUAUAUAACUUACAAAACAAUUUGAAGAGUAUAUUUUUAUAUGAGGAACGUGGCACUUUAUGUCAUUUAUAGAUGGGAAGGAAAGUCACUAUUUACAAGUGUUUUCUAAUGUCAUUGUUUUCAGCUUUGAGAGCUAUAAAUUAUUUGGAAUUUAUGUCUUUGGAUCAAAGUUCCUGAACUGUAAAUACUCCACGUGUUUUGCCAAAGUAGCCCAGAUUGUCUCUCUCCAUGUGUUUCCCUCACAAUUCGACGUAGCUCAUUGCCGAGUGAUUCAUUAAGUGUUGGAAAGUUGAGGAAAUUUUGUAGAAACCACUGUGUAUUUGAGCAAAUGCAUGGAUAAUUAAUAGGAAGCUUUUCCGAUCGACCAGAUUUCUAUGUUUCCAGUUGUCUUCAUUGCCUUUUCAGUAAACGGGAACAGCUGACUGCAUCCUUGAAGCGUUGAAGCUGUGACUUCAGAUACAGCUAACUGAAGUUUCUUUAUUUGUUCUGUGGCAAAAUCAAAGUCUGCUUCACUCACAAACAUGGACGGUUGUAUUUUUUCUUUUUUACCAAUAAAAUUUGAGCAUCCUUUUUUUAACGCUUCUUGAGCUUUAUGUCACGUGUGGCCUUUACUGGCUUUAUCAAAAACAUUACAAACAGCUUUUUUUUCCACACACACAUACUUUAUUAGCAUUAUAUAAACAUUAUUUCAUCCAAACAUCAGUAUAUAUUUUACACCCUGACAAAGUUUUUUUUUUUUUUUUGCAGAAGGCCAGUAGAAAUCCAGAAGGCACCAAUACAAUUUAGUAGAGGCCUGUGGUAGAAAACGCUGAUAUGGGAAACGCAAAAACUUCUGGCCUCGACUGAUGUGGCGCUAAUGUGUUAGGAGGUGAGCGCACGGCCGCGGCUAUGCUACCUCAUUCAGCCCGGCUGACUCGCACAGCCUCUUUCCUGUGGGGCUGAAAAGCAUUGCAGCCAGUCAGUCGAGCGCAAGUAACGGCUGUUUUGUUAGCCGUCUGAAAUCCUGGGGACCGGAACCGCAUAAGCUCCCUUCACUAUGCCGGCGGAUUGAGCGGAGAGUCCAGCCGAUUGUUUCAAUACAUUUUGUCAUUAAAAAUCAGUGGCAGAGCAAACAGGGUGGAGCAGGGCGUGGGCCCGGCCAGCAAAGCACUGCAUUGUUGAGGUGUCAGGACCGUUCAGCUUAUCCAGCAACGGGAGGAGCAGGGAGGGAUGUCAUUCUGCCAACUAAUGCUUCUGGUCUGAUUCACUCACUCACUCACACUUCGGAUGUACACUUUUAGUAUGCUCUCAUCCGUCGUCUGCUAAUCCAGGAUUACUAUCUCUUUUCAAAAGAAGCGCACACACGCAAACACACAGCUACAGCUAAGUAUAAAGUACAGUAUUCACUAAAUCUCUAAGAAGGACUGUGGAGUCUGGUAAAACUCAUAGAUAGCUUGUGCAGAGCGAAGAGAGGCAAUUUAAGGUGUAAAACAUGUUAUGAGUUUAAAGGUGGUUAAUGAUGUAUGAUGCAUGCCGUAAGCUCUCAUGCCUUAUUUAGUCCUAAUACUUUGCAAUAGGGAAGAAAUAGAGGAUUUAGAAUAUGAUGGAGAAGAAUAAGAUGACAUUCACUGAACUAUGUUGAAUAUAAAGCGCACUACUGUUAUGACCUUAAUACAGGAAGCUUUGCAAAAGCAAGCAGAGAUGCAGCUCAUACGUAGUCCUGUCACCAUAAUUAAUUCAUCAAUUUAUUGUAAAUAUUAUCUUAAAUAUCUUACUGACUUAUAGAUAUACAUAUUUGCAGUAUAUUUCCUGUUAAGGAAUGAAUGACUAUUCAUCUGAGGCAAAUGUUUAACAUAAAUAGUGGAUUUUUGUUAGCAGAGAGUCUUACUAGUUUUACUAAUAGCUUUGGUUGCGUGGCUUGAUUUUAUUUAUUGGUAAGUUAUUUUGGAUAUUUCAUAUUUUGAUGUUAAGAUUAAGAAUUAAAGGUUCAUUGCUCUAUAUUGCUCAACAUUAUAUCAGUGGCAUUAAAAGCAUUUAACAUAGCAAUAAUAUUGUUUAUCACAAUUAUUUCUGGGACAAUAUAUAGAAAAGUAGUUAUUGUGACAGGCUUACUCAGACUGAGCAUUGUUUUUAAAUUACAAACAUGCAUAGCUUCAGUUAUUAGUUUUUAGUAUUGCAUUCUGCACUUAGCUGCCCUUAUAUUACUAAUACCUGUUUAAAUAAGCAGUUAUUUGAAGCGUUUGAAUGAGAAUAAAAGUGUCUCUGUCCCUCUGGCAAAGACACCGCCCAUAGACUAGGUAAGGCGGUGAGGGGGUUGAUUACAUCAUAUUUUGGUCAUUCUCUGUUUCGCAGUUACUGCGGCAGAAGUCACUAUGGGCCUGAGAUUAAACCCCAACCCCUGCUGGUAACAUCAGUGUCUGUGAAAGUGAAAAGCCCAGACACUGUGGUGCUCUUUGUCUUUGGAUUAAAACACAAAGAAUCGGCCUUGCCAAAAGGUACCAGCAGGCGCUCGCCGUUCCAACACUCUUCAUUUCCCACACCCGGGUCAAGACAAAACAAGACCGCCUGCUUCUUUACCAGGGGACCCCAUGGACCUUUUGUUUAUCAAGAAUAACUUAAGCCCUAUUUGGGCAUGAGUGCAAUCAUCACU